This is a messenger RNA of Eremothecium sinecaudum, 1218 nucleotides long. RefSeq names its product amino acid transporter YHC3 (gene YHC3). Gene Ontology annotation, cellular component: membrane; vacuole. The record is from RefSeq and is a predicted model, not a curated record. Gene Ontology annotation, biological process: regulation of intracellular pH. Lineage: Eukaryota; Fungi; Ascomycota; Saccharomycetes; Saccharomycetales; Saccharomycetaceae. The transcript has a single exon. The coding region runs from base 1 to 1218 and encodes 405 amino acids.
AUGACUGCCACUACCAAACAAAUCUUCGCAUACUUCUGGCUCUUUGGAUUAGUGAAUAAUGUGCUCUAUGUGGUGAUUUUGUCCGCAGCUGUUGAUAUUGUUGGCCCGGGUUUACCUAAGUCAAUUGUACUUCUUGCGGACAUAUUCCCAUCUUUGAUAAUUAAGAUCAUCUUACCAUUGUGCAGCCAGCAUGCCACAUAUAGUUAUCGAAUCUACGCUCUGAUGGCGAUGGGAGGUUCAGGGAUGGUGCUUGUAUCACUGGGCUCCCUAGAGGUCAGUUUAUUGGGUAUUAUAUUGGCAUCAACAGCUUCUGGACUUGGUGAGUCAACAUUUUUACAAAUAACACACUAUUAUCAACAUGAUGCAUUGAAUGGGUGGAGUUCAGGGACUGGCGCAGCAGGCCUAAUAGGUAGUUCCCUUUAUAUGCUGCUGACGACAGUUCUUAAGAUGCCCGUGCCAAUGGCACUAUUAUUGUUUAGCAUGUGGCAGCUGGCAUUUCUGCUUUACUUCAAGCUUGAUGUGGCCGUAAAAGUUGCUGGGAAUCAAUAUGAACGUCUGGAUACACAAGAAGGCGAAGGAGCUGGUAAUGCUGAGAACAGCUUCGAGGAAUCUACGGUUGAAAUCGCACCGGCUGAAAAAAGUGAUUUAAAAGAGCAUAUUAUACAGACUGCUAGAAGACUAAGGGCGCUUAUUAUACCUUAUAUGCUGCCACUUGGUACAAUUUAUUUCUUUGAAUACUUGAUCAACCAAGGUGUGAGUCCUACUCUACUAUUUCCUCUGGAAGAGAGAAACUUUGGUUUUAUCCAGAAAUACCGGGACAUUUAUGUACUGUAUGGGACUUUAUAUCAAAUUGGAGUUUUUAUUUCGCGAUCCAGCGCUCGAUUCAUUAGAUUUAGGAGGUUGUAUUUACUUUCAACCCUCCAGGGACUAAAUUUGGUAGUAUUACUCAUCCAGUCAUGGUUUUACAUCUCAAAUUCUAUGUGGCCCAUAUUACUGCUGGUGUUUUAUGAAGGCUUGUUGGGAGGAGCCUCGUACGUAAACUGUUUUUCAAAUGUUUUAGAUGAAGUGCACAAAUUUGAACGUGAAUUCUCGCUGGGUGCUGUAUCAAUUGCAGAUUCUUUUGGAAUAUUGGUUGCAGCGUUUUCGGGAAUGUUGCUGGAACCUAAACUUUGUGCCCACCAAGUGGAAACGGGACGUCCAUGGUGCACAUUACCGUGA